AUGGACGUCGAGGACGACGUAAAUCAGAAUGCCGUGGCAGGCCCGUCAACGAUCACUCAAGACUAUAACUCCGUGUUUCUACCACCACCAGCUGCACAUCCCCCUCCACAAACAUUCCUUGCAAGCACGCAAGACAUUCUUGGUCGCUUCAAUCUUCAUUCUGCUUACGACAAGCAUGUCCGCCCAUCCAUUCCCUCUCAGAUGCCACCGUCACACGCUUCUAUACCACCACUCACACCGGCCGCCCUUCUUCCAGACAGUGAUGACAAAAUGAAAAAGAAUUCUUACCGAUUCCUCAUAAAGAGCGUCCCGGGGAAACAUUCGAUGAAGAAAGACGACUACCUUACUACGAUGAUGCAGGUUCCACCGAAGCAACGCAUACCAAUAACGGAGUUCGAUGAACGAACACAAAGGGAAGCGUUCACUGUCAGUGCGGAAGGUCUGAAAGGGUGGAAUGCGAGUACUUUGGUUGUGGAGUCUGCACAGGCAAAGGAAGACAGGAGAAAACGUAAAGAGCUUAAAAAACUCGCACGUGCUCAGGCCCAAGGACUUGUUCCGGGAGGCAUACCCAGUGCAGCCGGCACGCUUCCCCCGCCACAAGUGGCGCCAUCAAAUACAAGUCAAGCAUCCACACAACAACCGCCUGCAGCAUCACAAUUGCCACCCAUUCAUUCAAAGCCUCAUGCUCCUGCUGUGUCAAUACCGCCUCCUGCAGCAUCAACUCGGAUAACCACACCGACAAGCGCUACACCGCGAUCAGCUGUGCAGAACAGUGCCGUGUCGCAACGAACAGAUACCGCCCUUGUCGGCAUGCGAGGCAAGAAACGUGAACUCGAGGAUGGCCCUGCGUUACCACCCAACCCGAGCGUGAAUGGUACGAGUAUGCCUAUAGGUGUGGCUGGAGUUCGUGCGGGGUCGAAUGGAGUCCGUCCAAGACCCGUAAAAAGGCCAAGGAUGGACAUUCAAGGUCAGGCAAGAGAAAUGCCGAUGCAGCAGCCCACGCCACAGGGCGCAUGA
Molecule: messenger RNA, 1017 nt
Organism: Suillus bovinus
Lineage: Eukaryota; Fungi; Basidiomycota; Agaricomycetes; Boletales; Suillaceae
Exons: 5
Coding region: 1-1017 (338 amino acids)
Source: RefSeq, a predicted model, not a curated record